Messenger RNA from Zasmidium cellare ATCC 36951, 1536 nucleotides. RefSeq lists its product as uncharacterized. The coding region runs from base 1 to 1536 and encodes 511 amino acids. The transcript is spliced from 4 exons. Lineage: Eukaryota; Fungi; Ascomycota; Dothideomycetes; Mycosphaerellales; Mycosphaerellaceae. The record is from RefSeq and is a predicted model, not a curated record.
AUGGAGCGAGAUACAGUGGUAAUAGGGGGAGGAUUUGGAGGCUGCUAUUUGUUACACCUCCUUCGCAAGUAUGGCUAUUCAGCGGUUCUGCUGGAAGCCGCUCCAAGACUCGGAGGAGUAUGGGCUACAAGUUGCUAUCCAGGGGCUCGAGUCGACUGUGAGCUUCCUUACUACGGCUUCUCUGAUCCAGCUAUCUGGUCGACGUGGAAUUGGACGGAGCGAUUUCCAUCGUACAGAGAGCUCAGGGAUUACUUCGUCCACGUCGACAAGGUCUGGGGUCUUUCCCAGGAUGUUUUAUUCAACUCGAGAGUGAACCAGGUGGUAUGGGAAGAAGACUCCCAUACCUGGUUGAUAAGCACUGCCGAUAACCAGAAGUUCAGAAGCACAUGGGCACUGGCAGCAACAGGAACGUCUUUCAAGCCCAACAUCCCCGAUAUUAAGGGGAUGGAUCGCAUCACGGGCCAGAUGCACCAUUCCGCAGCGGUCGACUGUAUCCAAGUGAUGCAAGAAUCCGCCAAGGCUGCGUCUCGCGUCGUUCAAUAUAUCAGGACACCGAACUUUGCCGUUCCAAUGCGGCAGCGCCAGAUCUCCGAAGACGAGAUUUAUCAUUCAAAACCGCACAUCCCGCAUGUGUUCAAGGCUUGCAAGCAAAGCCCUAGUGGUUUACCGUUUAGUCGUGCAACUCGAAAGACGUUUGAUGAUUCUGAAGCAGAGCGGCUAGAAGUCUGGGAGGAGAAUUGGAGGCGUGGGGGAUUCAACUUUGGCCUAGGCAGCUAUGCGGAUACCAUCAUCUCAAAAGAAGCCAAUUAUGCAGCCUAUGCGUUCUGGAGGGCAAAGAUUCGAGCUCGAAUCACUGAUCCUCAGAAGGCAGACAUACUUGCACCCGAAACACCGCCAUACUUCAUAGGUACGAAGCGACCGAGCCUGGAGCAAGACUAUUUCGAAAUGUGUGACCGACCUAACGUUGACAUCAUCAACAACCCGAUCACUGAAGUGACAAAUUCGGGUAUUGUAACCGAAGAUGGAAGGACCAAGGAAUUCGAUAUCAUUGCCGUUUGUACCGGUUAUGACGCUGUGACCGGUGGUUUGCGAACGAUGGGCAUUAAGGGCCGCAAUGGGCUCGACCUUGGAGACAAGUGGAAAGAUGGCGUGAGCACAUUUCUUGGGAUGACCGUAGCCGGCUACCCCAAUAUGUUCAUCGUCUACGGGCCGCAAGCUCCGACUUCCCUGACCAAUGGACCGCCUUUCAUCGAGCUACAGUGCGAGUGGAUCCUGAAUGUCCUAAACAAGCAACGAGACGAGAAAUUGACUACCGUGGAGGCGAAGAAGGAGAGAGAAGAGGCCUGGAGAGAGCACACUCUAGAUCUAGCGAGCAAGACCUUGUCAGUACAGACGGACUCAUGGUGGACGGGUGCCAACGUGAAAGGCAAGAAGCGUGAGUUCCUGUUGUACAUGGGAGGUAUGCCGGUGUUCUUCGAAGCCGCAAACAAAGCGCUGGAAGGAUGGAGCGGUUUCGAUGUGAAACCAGUAAGCUAG